UUCGACGCAUCACAUAAAUUACUCACUCCCUAGAGCAUCCCACGUAACAGAUGAGGACUUCAAAUUUGUCAUGCUACAUGAUAAAAGCAGAUUGACCCUCAACGCACAUAUUUAUGGUGCGCGACCGUUCCGUGCACCCGAAAGCACACCAUAUGCCAUCCAACGGUCAAACUACGAUGACCAACCUGCUACACACCCAUAUAUACAACAAACAGAAAACAAUUGUACCAACCAUCCACCACAGACCGAAGAAAAUCAGGACAUGCAUCACGAGGCCCCUAGAUUUCCUAUCAAGCUUCCGGAGGAACUACCGGCCUACAUACUACAAAUUAUUGAAACACACAAAUCAAAAUGGGCACAUGAUAUAUCAAAAGCUACAUCGAGACUUUCUAAACUUCACGCCAAGCGCAUGGAAGAGUUUGCACAAGAUGUUUUAG
Messenger RNA from Hordeum vulgare subsp. vulgare (domesticated barley), 437 nucleotides. RefSeq lists its product as uncharacterized. The record is from RefSeq and is a predicted model, not a curated record. The coding region runs from base 114 to 437 and encodes 107 amino acids. NCBI's taxonomy places the organism in Eukaryota, Viridiplantae, Streptophyta, Magnoliopsida, Poales, Poaceae. The transcript is spliced from 4 exons.